CCAUUGGCACCACCCAGCUCUAGCUGAGCUCUCACAGUACAGUACACACACUUGCUGCGUUUGUUUAAAGGCGAAAGAUUCUGACAGCCAGCGGUGGAGGGAUGCACUCCACGUUCAGACCGUCCCGCCCGCACAUGCGCCAUUGCUCCGCACAGCAGCUCGCCUUGAUCGGUUGACUGACACGUUGUACUGCUGCUGUUUCGAGCUGCAACUGCGCGCGCGGCCGGCGUGGUUGGUUGGUUGGAUGGUUGGUGAUUGCGAUGCGCGCGGCAGCUUCGCAUGGAAUGGUCUUCUUCUUCUUCCUCCUCAUCCUCGCUGACGCCUGUGCUGGCUCUAUAUAAUUCUGUUCCUCAGUUCCUCUACUGUCGUAUGACGCGAUUUGAGUGGUGGAUAAUUGAGUUGGGCUUGCUUGCUGAUUAAGGUCGGCAAUGGGGAAGGCGGGGAGGUGGCUGAGGAGCUUAUUGGCAGGGAAGAAGGACAGCGGCGGCAGGAAGGGGGAGAAGAAGGGACAGCAGUACUGUGACGACGCGACGCCUUUGCCCGAGCUGCUGCCGGCGGCCCCGAGGGACAAGAAGCGCUGGAGCUUCCGGAGGCCGGCGCCGGCGCCGGGGAAGGCCACGGCGGCGGCGGCGUUGUCGCUGUCGUCGACGCCGGAGCCGAGCGUGUCCGGCGCCGCGGCAGGCGGUGUUCUGUCGGUGUCGGUGUCGGAGCGCGAGCUUGAGCAGAGCAAGCACGCCGUGGCGGUGGCCGUAGCGACCGCGGCGGCCGCCGACGCCGCGGCGGCGGCGGUGAUUCGCCUGACGGCUGCGGAGGAGGACCUGUGGGCGAGUCCCGUCGAGGAGGCCGCCGCAGCCAGGAUCCAGGCCACCUUCCGAGGAUACCUGGCAAGGAAGGCUCUGUGCGCGCUGAGGGGCCUGGUGAAGCUGCAGGCGCUGAUCCGGGGCCACCUGGUGCGGAAGCAGGCCAGCGCGACGCUCCGCCGCAUGCAGGCCCUCCUCAUGGCGCAGACCCGCCUCCGCGCGCAGCGGAUGCGCAUGCUCGACUACGACCAUGCCCCCGCGCCCGAACGCCGCUCGCCGCAGCACCCCAGGCGCCGCCGCUCCUACGAGAUGGACAGGUCCGGCGAGGAGCACGCCAAGAUCGUGGAGAUGGACAGCGGGGAGCCGCCGCGGCGCGGGCGGAACAGCUGCUCCUACGUGGGGGCGAGCGACAACCGCCGCAGAGGGGCAGAGUACAACCACGCGGGCGGCCAGUGCUCCCCGGCCCCAUCUUCGUCCGCGGCGUUCACCGAGUUCACGACGAGCCCGCCACGCGCCGCUGCCUACUUCGAGGAAUUCGAGCCGGCGACGGCGCGCGUGAGCAGCCCGUACGUCGUGGGCGACGAGGAGGAGUCGUCGGCGUCGGAGCUCUUCUUCCCCAACUACAUGGCCAACACGCAGUCGUCGCGCGCGCGCGCCAAGGCCCGGUCCCAGAGCGCGCCCAGGCAGAGGUCUGACGACUCGCCCUCCAGGCCGCUGGAGCGGCAGCCCAGCCGUCGCCGCGGCGGGGCGGCGCCGGUGCCCAGGAGCGCCAAGAUGAUGCAGCGGUCGUCGUCGCACGUCGGCGUGCCGGCCUCUUCGUCCUCCGCGUACGCGCAGUACCAGCACUACUACCCGUGGUCGCUGAAGCUGGACCGCUCCAGCGCCUCGCUCAAGGACAGCGAGUGCGGCUCCACCAGCUCCGUCCUCACCGCCGCCACCACCGUCGGAUACUGCCGCUCCCUCGUCGGAUUCGAGGCGCACAGAAGCCAGUACUGAGUUCUUGGCAGCCGUAACAAAAACGAGUGGCGGGUGGCAGCUCAAGUGCCGAGAUACUAAUCCUGCCGACUGCACAUGUGCCAUGUCAAUCAAAUGUUCCAAAGAAUUAAAGGCGCGACAUGGCUUUGGUUUGGUAGUGAUACAAUUUCUAGCAGUGGUUCAGUAAGCAAUGUUUUCACACAUGACACAUCUAUUGCAGUGUUUCAGUACGCGACAUGUCAACUCUAUUCGUACCACAUCAGAUGAUCAGAGGUGUGUGAUGUGAUAAUAGACACACACACAUGUAUGCAUGCUUUCACUCGUGCCUAAUUCUCCAAACUCAUAUGCAUAGUUUCACACCAGUAGGUGCAGACAAGUAACCCGAAUAACACGGAAUUAUCGAUCCAUGUCUAAUUUUCAGAGGGACAAAUACUUUGGCCCUCGCGAGGGA
This is a messenger RNA of Brachypodium distachyon (stiff brome), 2226 nucleotides long. RefSeq names its product protein IQ-DOMAIN 14. The record is from RefSeq and is a predicted model, not a curated record. The transcript is spliced from 4 exons. Gene Ontology annotation, molecular function: protein binding. Lineage: Eukaryota; Viridiplantae; Streptophyta; Magnoliopsida; Poales; Poaceae. The coding region runs from base 429 to 1796 and encodes 455 amino acids.